This is a messenger RNA of Ooceraea biroi (clonal raider ant), 6194 nucleotides long. RefSeq names its product formin-2. Gene Ontology annotation, biological process: actin nucleation; cortical actin cytoskeleton organization. Gene Ontology annotation, cellular component: actin filament; cytoplasm; cytoskeleton. Gene Ontology annotation, molecular function: actin filament binding; microtubule binding. The record is from RefSeq and is a predicted model, not a curated record. NCBI's taxonomy places the organism in Eukaryota, Metazoa, Arthropoda, Insecta, Hymenoptera, Formicidae.
GCACCUCAUCUAUGCAUCGUGUUUAUUAUGUAUCGAGAUAUAACCACAAGCAACAACUGUACAUUCUCGAUUUGGUAAAAGUCCGAUAUUUUCGAAUGCUGUAACGCCCAUUUCCACAUAUGUACGCGUCUGAUCUCGUAGGAGAGAGAACGUAUUAUAUAAUUUUGCUAAUGGAUUUUCACAUUUCCUGCUCUCGAUUAUUUACGCCAAACGUCACGUUGCAACGGCAUGCAAUCGAAUCUCGUUGCUUCUCGCUGCGAAAGCGAGAUUGCGAGAAUCGCGUUACAAUUCGGAUCGGUGAAUGAAAAUUUUCACUCUCAUUUUUUCGUUUCUCGGUGGAAAAGUACGACGCGAUCAACCCCGGGAGUUCGGGAUAAUAAUAACUGCCAGUGACACUAACGUAUACAUAUAUAUACGUGCCCCAGUAAUAACAAAUCGAUGCCCUGUAUAUGGACACGUUCAGUCAGAGCGUUGAAGCGAUAGCACGCUAUAUCGCUUGGUUACCGUGCAGAUAGCAGGUUAUUAAUAUUGCUGCUAUCAAUAUCCAAUUACGCAACGAUAAUCCAAGAGGCCUCUGGCCGUCAAGGUAAUUCAUGGUCGACCGGAUUCGGCUGAUACCCAUUCACGUGCUUUCUCGUCUACGUUUAUGUCCGCGUCAUGUAUACGUUUCGCAUACGUAUCGAUCCUAGAUCUGCAUUCCGCACAUUAACACUAGAUCCGCGAAUUGAUCCCAGAUUUGAUUGAUACCGACAUCGAACGGAAUGCACGACGAAGAACUAGACUGCCAAAUUUUCAAUCUCGUACAGCCAAAAUCAAGCCUGAAUCAAGCACACAUAAUUAACCAACUCCAAGUCAAUCGCUUCCCUUUAAGCUAAUCCUGAUGAAGCUUGAGUUAAGUUUAUGAGGAACAAUAUUGUAUUCGCAGCGUAGACGGAAACGAUCACGUGAAAUCAGAACUGGCACCAGGUUAACGUUGACGCGAGUGCUCCCGGAUGCACCAAGUUGCGAAGAUGUAAAAUCGCUGAUCCGAGUCGAGUACGCCAAGCAACCGAGCUCGCAAUCGGUGAUCGGUCUCCCUUCGUGGCUGCUCUCGCAGCACGUCUGCACGACGACUUGGCCGAGAUCGCGAGUGUCGCAGCACUCGAUUAUCGACCACGGAUGCACGCCCGCCAUGGUCAAGGCGCAGCCGCGGCCCAGGCGCGGCCGCCGCGAUCAAAGCUGUCGGACUUCCUUCACGUUUGGGUCAACAACAUCCGACUGUUCUACACCUGGAGCAACGUAGACAGCCUGGGCCAGCAAUCAUCUGCCACGAUGGGCAAUCUGCAGAGCGACGGCAAGAAGAAGCAGCGGAAGAAGGAAACCCCAGCAUCACCGGCAACCACAUCCACGAACGAGCUCGAUACGCUCGAGGAUCAGAGGAAGGAUCAGAAACAGGACCAACCUGUCACCAAGGUUCACGAUGGGCGCGACGACGUUCGCGAGCCGAUCAAGAUCAGCUUCGAGAAGAUGCCGGGAUACGCCAAGAGGCAGGCACCGCAACCACCAAAGAUCCUGCUGGCUAAGGACACGCAGAAGAGUGUAGAGCCUGAAUGUCGCAAGGAGCCGGCAACAACAGUGAAGCCAUGUGUAACCACGACGGAGACUUUCCGUCCGAGCACCGCGACGCCGACGACGACACCAGCGCAGACCCCUACGACGCCACAGACCCUGCCGCCGUUGUUGGUGACCGACUCAUGGCGUUUGGCCAACAAGGGUCUGGUCGUCACGGAAAUGCCGACACCGCCCAGCCAGGAGUCCUCCAGCGACAGUGUCUUCACGGAUCCCGGCGAACUCACCACGAGCCCGGUCGUGACGACCGUGAAAGCGGAAGUGAUGGCACAGUCGACACCGAAACCGGAGACGAUCGGCAACAAGCAGGAGAAACCGUCUCCCUUCACGGUCUCGAGACACAAAAAGAUCCAUCUCUCGGUGAUGAGUCCCCGAAUAAGCGCAACGUUGAACGAGAAGAGACAGAAGCCGGAGACGAACAAUCUACGGAGACGACACAGUGUCUACGAGUCUCCAGUGAACGAAGGUACGGUGUUGAGAAGAGUGGCUAGUCUGACCCUGGAUCGGAAUAGUGCCAAGAAAAGACGAAACUCCAAGAGCAUCGUUCCGCAGAAAACGGAUCGUCACAGACAAUUCGAAGAACAAGAACUGCCUAUCUCUCCGCUGCUGAAAGGUGUGAAGAGAAACGUCAUAUCCGUGGUAGAUCGGACAGACACCUGCGCGCUAGCAGAUGGGCUUCUUCCAGCUGAAACUGAAUCGGGCCAAACCUCCGUCGAGUACUCCAUGCCCGAGGAUAUACAUCAUCGAUACGAGGAAGAGGUGCAGAAGCUGAGAGAUGAAAUCAAACGGCUGCACGAGAUAUCUACGAAUCGGCACAUAAGCACCAAGGAUCAGUCUACUCAAAUUUCACCGAGAAGCUUAUCGCCAGUUGACGGAAAUGCCAGUGAAACGGACAGCGUGAAUGUUAGUGAUGCUAAAAGCUCGUCGAUCAAAAGUGACGUCGCGGAUCUCGAAGACGCUAAGAUGACCCUCAUGAUUCCUUCCAUCCAUAAAACGUCAUCCGAGAAGGCCGCGAGUCGAUCGCGUCUGUCGCAUCAGACAGAUGAGUCCAACAAAGACUUGGCGCCAUGUCCGACACCUCCGUUGCCACCGGAAUCGGUCUCGAAGAGCAGAUCUACGUCCAUCUCAAUGUCCACGACCUCGUUGCAAUCUUUUAUCCCACCGCCUCCGCCGCCACCUUCUCCGUUCGCGCAAUUUGAAGUGUCGCGACCUGCCGAGAAGACGGUCUCGGCGUUGUCGACAGAUUUGACGGAUGUCUCUAGGAUACCGUCACCGCCACUUCCGCCCGUGCUGACACAAACUUCCACCAGUACAUUUCCAUCCCCACCUCCUCCUCCACCGCCGCCACCACCCACCCCGAUACCGAGCACAACAACGAGCACGAUACCUUUGCCACCGCCACCUCCUAUGCAAAGUAUCAUCAGCGGGAUAUUGCCGCCGCCUCCUCUGGAAAGUGCGAUACCGCCACCACCACCGCCGCCGCCACCGCUGCCGCCUCCGUUUCCGUCCACGCCGUCCGUGUACAGCGUUGAAAGUGGUAUACCAACACCGCCACUACCACCACCGAUGCCCGCUCAAAGCAUCACGGGUAAAUCUUUAAAACGUAUCAUGAGCGCGAUACCACCACCACCUCCGCCGCCUACACCGAUGCUGAAGAUGUGUGGGGUACCACCUCCUCCCCCGCUACCAUCGCUUGCGACAGGUGCUGCAAUGCCGCCACCACCUCCACCGCUACCUGGAGGAUCGCAAGGUUCCAUGGAUGGUCCACCGCCUCCACCACCGCUACCAGGUAUGCCGAUGCAAGGUGGCAUACCUCCUCCACCGCCUCCUCCCGUUGGGGGAUCAGGUGCGGGUCCGCCACCACCGCCUAUGGCACCUCCGCCACCUCCAGGUGCAAUGGGACCCAGUCCUCUACCCGCUCCACCGGCCGGAGGGUGGAAUCCGCCGAGCAGAGCCAUUAUGAGGAAGCAAGCUUUAAAUCCCGACGUGCCGAUGAAGCCGCUUUACUGGACCAGGAUCUUAGUGCCGGUUACUGCGACCAGUCAGGUCUCCGCAGACACGACAGAGUCGCCAACUCAGGUGCCUUUGUGGUUAGAGCUCAUGGAGGAAGAGAACAUAAAUAUGAAAGAGUUCGCCGAUCUAUUUUCACGGCAGGUGAGACAGAAAAAUCCGGCCAAAAAAAGAGACGAGGCGCCCAAAAGCUCCAAGGUCCAACCGGCGAAGAUAUUGGACUCGAAACGCUCCAAGAUGGUAGGAAUACUCGAGAAGAGUCUGCACAUUGACUUCAGCGAGAUCGAAAACGCGGCCUACAAUUUGGACACAAGCGUGAUCAGUCUGGAGGCGUUGCAACAAAUCUACGAAAUCAAACCGACGGAAAACGAGAUCAUGCAGAUCGCAGUUCACGAAUCAGAGAAUCCGGACAUUCCUCUUGAUCAACCAGAAUUAUUUCUCAAGAGAUUAGCCGGCAUAAAGCACUUCUCCGAACGGAUAGACUGUCUGAUGCUGCAGUCGGAGUUCCAGGACGCAAUCUCGUCGGUUUCGUAUAAGCUGAACAACGUACGAACCACCUGCGAUUUCUUGAUCAAGUCCGAGUCUAUGAAGAAAGUACUGGCCAUUAUACUGACCCUGGGCAAUUACAUGAACGGUGGCAACAUGAUGCGCGGUCAGGCCGAUGGUUUCGGUCUGGAGAUCCUCAAUAAGUUGAAAGAUGUCAAGUCCAACACGCCCGGUGUUACUUUGUUGCACUACGUCGUCAACGCGAAGUUGGCUCAGGAAAAGGAGCACAAUUUUGAGGAGCCGUUACCGCUACCCGUGCCUGAACCGGCUGAUGUGGAGGCCGCGUCUACGAUCAAAUUUGAUGAGAUCGCCAAGGAACUUGAUAGAUUAGACAAGGAGCUGCAGGCAUGCGCACAAAAGUGUAAUACGAUCGUGGAAGCGGAUCCGGAUACGUCUAAAAUAUUCAAGAAGAAAGUGAACUCGUUUGUGACGAGGGCGAGCAUCGAAUUGGCGAACGAGAAGGAAGAGUUAUUAGAAGGUGCCACUCUGGAUACCGCGGAGCCUUACGAUUUCUUCAACCUAUGGCUUGCUUUCUGCCAGGAUUUUAAGGACAUCUGGAAAAAGGAGCAACAACGGAUACGAAAGGAACGAAUGGAGGAAGUUCGUAAGAAACUCGAGAACAAGUCCGAUGUCGUGAGAGUGAAAUUAAAUCCACACGGACUGAAAGCGCGAUUACAAAAAUUAACGAGUAAAAAACAGGUUCAGAGAUAGUCCUGUCAAAAGAUGCACAAAUUGGUGGCUAUAGCGAGCGUGGACUCGCUGACAAUUUACAUUUGCGACCGUAUUCGCAAAAUUAUGAAUUUCAUCGAUGGUCUCUUUGCGUUUAAUGCUAUGGCGCUCAAAGGGAGUUUAAUUGUAUAUUAAUUGUAUAUUAAUUCAUAUCGUUCCGAAAAUGAUAAUGACACCGCAUGAAUUUUGUAUAUUUUUUUAAAACGAGAACGACUUCUUUGCGCAAACAAUUAGUUUGCAGCUAUAGCUUCGAGAAAUCUAUAUGUCUGCUCUUCUUACGAACAUUUCUUGCAGAUACGUGAUACGAAGUCACGUAACACGGAAAGUCCGAAACAAACGUUGAAUUGCUCAAAAGUAACGAUAUGAUUUUGUCGUUUAAGUUACGAUCAUUCGUUACACGGAAAUAUCUGAAAUUCGCACAAGGAAAUACGUUUGGGUUUGUUUCCAGCGUGACAUUGUGCAGAUCGUCAAUCGCGAAUUGUCCUUGGACAAUAGAUAAGAUUUAAUCCAUGAUACAAUGACUGAAACGUAAAUGGUGCACUAAAAUGUAAUGUACACUUGGACACCUUUGGAAGUUAUUAACAUCGAAUAUGUUACAAUAGUAUUGAUAGUCUGCAGGCAGUUCUACUCAUCACGUAUGAAGUAUGAACAUGUACCGAUCUUCACAUUGUUCUCAGAGAUAUUAAGUGCAUGUUAUCAAAGAUUGGAAACUUGUUCAAUAUAGAAGAAGGCCAGAUCAAGUAUAUCCGUUUUGGAUCGCUUACACACUUUGAGUCACAUUUAAAUACAAGAAAGCUCUGAAAAGAAAUUAUAAAGAAAUAAAGAAAGAAUAAAAAAAUUAAGAAAAUUGUAGCAAGUUUGAGAAAAGGCGACUAAAAAGGAUAUACUUAGAAAAAUUACAAACGUCCAUGGUGACGAGGAAGUUUGUGCCUCUUUACACCAUACAUUUAUUAGAUGAUUUUCCGUUUUUCUAAAUCGAACAUUUCGAAAGGAGAGCACUAAUCGUGAUAAUUAUCAAGAAGUAAUUAUUUAUUUAUUUAUUUAUUUAUUAUUUAAUUUAUAUACUAGUAUCAUGGAUUCAUAAUAAUGUAAAUAGAACGUUAAUUGUACUAGAUAUUGAAGUUUAAUAAAGAUUCUUUAUAUUUAAUUUCUAUUACAUAUAUAAAACCGUUUUUAUUAUAGACCUUACAAUUAUACUAUUUUAAAACAGGAACUUUUUAAUUUGCGUUAUUGAAUAUUAUGGAAGACUAUUGAAUACUACGCUACUGUAUUAAUUAAAAAUAAAAUUGUUACUGACCUAA